Messenger RNA from Xyrichtys novacula (pearly razorfish), 8116 nucleotides. Lineage: Eukaryota; Metazoa; Chordata; Actinopteri; Labriformes; Labridae. The record is from the annotation of a GenBank genome assembly.
CGUCUCUACGUCAUUACGCAGGCUGAGCAGGGAGGCUAGCUAAAGCUGUCGGCUCCCGUCAUUGUAAACAUGUAGCCGUCUCCCCGUUUUGCCAUGAAGCGGUAAUUCCUUUUUUAUACCCAUACUGCCAUCAGUCAGAAUAACGAUGGGUGAGUUGCCGAAACGAGCGGUUUUGGACCCGGAGCAGAGCGGCGCUGACGGUGAAUAGCUCAUACCGUGUUUGUAUGGAGCUGGCCUUGCUAUUUCGAACAGCUACCGAGGAUAGGCAAACAAAAGAAGAAUGGCUUGUAAUGUUAUCUAAGAGGAAUACAUAAAGAAGUGGAAACAUGAGAAAUUCUCGGAGUUCUGGUGCCUCGUCACCUGUGAAUGGGAAACAAGGUAAGACUGAGCGCUGUUCCUGCUGCUGACUUCGCCUCCAUGUCUGCACGACUGUGUUUACUUACCUUUAGCUUUUUAAUACAACCAAUACUGACAAACAUGAGAGUUAACACAGGCUUCCUAAACAUUGUGUGUCCUGUGCUGCAGACUGGGACACCAGACGAAAGAGGAAAAUCGCGGACAUCACACAGGCCCUCAGUGUGAGUCCGGUGGAUGUAGCAGCUCUGAGGAGGAUGGCAAUUAGCGAAGGAGGACUGCUGACUGAUGAGAUCCGCUGUCAGGUCUGGCCACGGCUCCUCAAUGUCCCCCAGGAGAUCCUGGACCAAGAGCCAGGUAUCACAAACAAGCUGCAUGCGUACAUAAGUACAGUUACACUAUACAUGGCAGCCUAUAUUACCACACAGAGACUCAGACAGUGGUGGACAAAGAGUAGGGCUACUUUUCUUGAGUCAAACUCAAAUAGGGGAGACUGGGGUAAGUUGACCCCCUGUUGCUUGGAAAUGGUCAAAGAAAUUGAUCAUGUGACCAAAUAUUUAGGAGAUGAGCAUCAAUUCAUGGAGUCUGUGAAGGUUAGAAGCACAUGGGUGAAGGGGUUAGACAUUUAUUUACAGUAAAUACAUUUUAUAAUAAUAAUAACUUUAUUUGUUUACAAAGUGCUUUGACAUGUUGUCAUGGGGGAAUAGGAAAAAGACACAUAAAAACAAAAAGCUCAGUUAAAACGGAAUUGAAUGCCAUUUUCAUGUCAUAAGGAACCCAGACAGUACAAGAACCAUGCAACGUAAAAUGAGACCAAGAGGACCAAAAUAAAAACAUAAAAUAGGUAAGAAAAAAGGAAAAUGCAAUUAAAAGGGGGGAUGAAAGUAGAAACAGGAUAGUAAAAAUAAAAAGCAAUAUCAUCAGUGAUAAUAAAAUAAUAACAGGUAAUACUGAUGAUAAUAAUUUUCACUCUUGAUUAAUUUAGUCUGUUAUAAGUAUUAUUAGAAAUGUGUUCGGACCAAAAAAGAUCAUUUUAAAUUAGUUUUAAACAUCAAUUGUGGUAUCUAUGAGCUACUAAGAAAGUCACAACAGUAGUUCUGGGGUAAGUUGAGCCAUUUGGCCAGGGGUAAGGGGUAAGGAGUUUCAGUUCAGAUUGUUGAAACGUGUUACUUUUUCUUUUCAUAAAUACAGCUGUGGAUGUUCUGAAUCACUUAAAGACAUUCUCAUGUUAAAAUGGCUUUUUACAAAACAGCUUUUUAGCAGUUAUAUGCAAUAAUAAUAAAAAGAAUUAUUGUAGCAGUUGAAUAGCAUAUAAUAGAUAAAAAUACACAUGAAUGUGAAGAAGUGACUGUUAUUUAGGUAGAGAGAAGAUGAGGGAGGGCUGGGGUUGAGAGUUGGGGGUUAGUAGGGAUACGGCUCAACUUACCCUGCUCCUAUGGUCAAUUUACCCCAUACAGUUGACCAUAGAAGACCACUUUUUUGGCAUGCUAUAUUAUCAAGACAGUUGUGUUUACACUCAUUGUGUUGGUUUGCAGGGAUGAACAGCAUCUUGAAAUAAAAGCAGAUACACGAGUUAGAGACAAAACUAUGAUUGCCUUAAUGUAGUGAUCUGAAAUAUGAAAAAUGCCUCAUCUUACUCCACUCCCCCCUAUCGCUCUAAAACAAGCGAAACAUGCUCAGUUAGAUUAUUACUUUUUUCAAAGGUAGCCUAAAGCAUACUGUCACAAUGCCUGAGUGCCUUUGAGAACACAUGGGUGGGUUAUGAUUAUUAUGUAAACAUUUUUAUUUUUGAAACUCACAUGCUGUGAAUUUAAAGACUCGGAGAUUGAAAAUAACAGGAACUACUUAUCAGGGAACAAAAACAGCAACUGAGCAUGUACAACUUGGUUCAAAAUGUUUGUAGGGAAUAAAAAAGUGUUCAGCUACAAACCUGGACUUGUCUCUCACUGUAGACAGGGAAUUUUUUAGUCUGUGAAACCAAUACAAUCCAUUCUUCAUAUAAAAAAAUCAAACAUUGGCAAAAGGUAUAAAAUAAACUGCCUGAUCUGACUGUUUGCUCUGUUUUUGCUCUGUAUUCAACAAGGGAAAUGUGUAGGUACAGCAGCACCACCUAGACAAACCUCAGGCCAAACUACACAAGCACAGUUUAGUCUUUCAAGUGGGAUUUAAAAAAAAAAAGAUCUGCUGAUUCAUCAGCUGACUUAGUUAUGAAACGCUCACAGACAUGUAGUAGAGUCAAAAGCUCAAUAUUUGUCUUGCAAAUGUAGUGCCGUAUAAGUAAACCGAAAUAAGAAUGCUCAAGUAGAGCACAGAUACUCAAAAAACACACUUAAGCACAGUUUUGAAGUAAAUGUACUUUGUCUCUGCUCACCACUGGCCUCUGCAGGUGCACACUCUCCCACAGUGUUUGACUCUUUGUAUGAUAAACCUUUUUGUGACAUGUCUUAUCCAGAAAAGGUAGAGCGGGAGAAUAACAAGGACUACAACCAGGUGUUGCUGGAUGUCCAGCGCUCACUACGGAGGUUCCCACCUGGUGAGUCAAACCUCUACUUGAUUGAUUAUGUGACAGCGUGCUACAAAAAACAGCCUUUUUGUCAUUGUCCAGAGCAAGAUACUCUGUUGGUUGUGCAACUAUUUGUUGUGUUCCUUCUACAAAUAACUAAGUUCAGUGAAGAUAACCUAAACUUAUAGCCUACAUGACGCAAUGCAACUCAGAGUUGGAGCUUUGCUGUUUGUCAGUGUCUGCUCUAAGAGUUAUGUCUGCUGAUAAGAUACUGACCUAAUCCAUAAAGAGUACUAUGGGAGUGCAGCCGUAGUUUGCACUCUGCACUUCAAUGAUCUCUCAGCCAGUAUUAUCAGCACACACAGCCUGAUUAUGGUUCAUGAAAAUGGUUUAUUUUGUAACACUUUUACAAAGUCCAACCAAACUACGACUUAACGUCUUAUAAAAGCAUGUUAUUAGAGUGUAUUUAUUGUCACAUUGAUCAUCAGAGUCAAAGUCCACUUGAACUGUCACUCAUUUUGUUUGGACUCGUCCAGGAAUGCCAGAUGAGCAGAGAGAGGGUCUCCAGGAAGAGCUCAUCGACAUCAUCCUCCUCGUUCUCAAGCGUAAUCCCCAGCUGCACUACUACCAAGGAUACCAUGACAUUGUUGUCACCUUCCUAUUGGUCCUGGGAGAGCGACUCGCGACUGCUCUUGUGGAAAAGCUCUCCACGCAUCAUCUCAGGUGCUUCUGUUGCAGCUUUUUCGUUUGUUUUUCAGCUCAUGUCUUUUUUUUUCCCCUCACAGUUUUCACAAAAUAAAACACAACCUUCAGCCACCUCUAAUUCAACCUUCGUCAGUAACAGCUUAUCAAAAAGCAUCUGUUUGAUCCCCCUAUUUUUUUUUUGUUUGCAGGGACUUCAUGGAUCCUACAAUGGACAACACAAAACACAUCCUGAACUACCUGAUGCCAAUCAUUGAGAGGGUUAAUCCUGAAGUGCAUGACUUCAUGCAACAGUAAGACACUCCUCGGUUUGAUUUAUAAAAGUUAUUUUAAAAUCGAUUUCAGUUUUGACCGUGAGCAAUACAGGUUACUUGAAAAGGGGGAUUUAUCUGCUUUGAGUUGCGAGUUAAGACAUCUUUCCUUGAAACAGCGAUCGAUAAAUGUUAAAGGGCCCCAGACCAAUGCAGCGGUACUUAUGAUCCAGGAUAUCCAAACUUUUCCAGGGGGUAAAUAGGGAGGGUAGCAAGGUUUUCUCGGCAGACUGAAAUACUAAAUCUUCUGCGUUAGUGAGCAUUAUUUCAUGUUUUCAUAGUUUUUCUGACUGUAUUCUCUGGCUCUGUCACAUAACUGUAACAUUAUCGAUCUUUAUAGUUUUAAAAAAGGCUGAGAUCAGUGAUACACUUUAGCAUGCCCACUUCAAAAGUCCAACGGUUUAAGUCAAGGAGAAGGAUUAGCAGGCUUACGGUGAACUGAUCCUAUUAUGAGUUUCCCUUGUAAGGACUUUACGGUAUAGGUCAUACAGAGAGCUGCUUGGUAGGCUGAAAUAACCGUUAAGUCUGUAUCUUGGAUGGAAUAAUGUCAUGUUUUUCUAAAGUGGAGUUAAGUCUCACUGCGAAGUUUGAUGUAUGUUGAUGUCUUCUGUGCAUUGAUUGGUUCUCAGAGCGGAGGUAGGUACAGUCUUCGCCCUCAGUUGGCUCAUCACCUGGUUUGGUCACGUCCUGUCAGACUUCCGCCAUGUAGUCCGGUUGUAUGACUUCUUCCUGGCCUGCCACCCAUUGAUGCCCAUCUACUUUGCUGCUGUGGUGAGCUUAAAAUCAAAUGCAUUUUAGCAAAACUGGUCCUCCCAGCAUUGUCAUUUUACACCGUUACAUCUGUACGUAUCCGUUUUACUGUUGUGUUGCAGAUCGUACUGUACAGAGAAGAAGAGGUGCUGGAUUGUGAAUGCGACAUGGCCAUGGUUCACCACCUGCUGUCUCAGAUUCCUCAGGAUCUGCCCUACGAGACCCUCAUCAGCAGAGCAGGAGACCUCUUUGUCCAGUUCCCUCCCUCUGAGCUGGCCAAAGAGGCUGCCUCACAUGAAAAGUAAUUUCCUCCUCUCGGUUACCAUAACAGCAGCAUGUCCAUUUGCCAUUAUCACACUGAUGGAAGUGAUCUAAGGCAGACCUCGACUUGAGUUUAGUUUGUGUCUCGGUACUGUAUUUGUAAAAGACAGACAUAAAAGGGUUUUAUGGUGCUGUGAGGUGUAGCUGUGAACUCAUUCUGGGUCCGGUAAGAAGAACUUUGUUUUCUUUACUUUUGGCGGCCUCUUCUUGUCACCCAUACAAACAUAUACAGCCCACACAAGUAACCCAAUGAGGGCAAUAGCUGCUGAAAAGUGUCAAGACUUAAGCUUCAUGAGAUAAAGCAAAACAAACAGAGCAAAAAUAAACACAAGAGGUUCCUGCAGUUACACUCUUAACCUUUGAGUGGUGAGGCUAUUUUCAUAAAAAUGCACAAUAUGUAUAUUUUUCAUACUGAUCUUCUUCAGUCUUAAUCUUACUUCUCAUUAACUCUGUUGAUGCACUUCCCUGUCAUUAACAGUCAUCUUCUUGCUCUCUCUGUGCGUCCACCUCUUUCUCUUCUCAGCAUGGCAUCCUCUACCUUUAAGGACUUUGACCUCGCCUCCACCCAGCAGAGACCAGACUCUGUCCUCCGCCGACGCCGCAGACAAAAACAGGCUGCGCUGGAGAGUGCCGCGGCAGCGAGCUCCUCGGUGGCAGUGGCCCAACCUUCGGCGGCACGGCGGUUUGUCCGACUGGCAGUCAUGGGCCUGACGGUGGCGUUAGGAGCAGCAGCUCUGGCUGUGGUCAACACGGCCCUGGAGUGGGCCCCCAAGCUGGACCUGUUUCCGUGAUCUUCUGCCCUUGACUAAAUCAAGAGGAUGGGUCUGUUUCCAAGAACCCUUUAACGAACUAAACCACAAACCAUGCAGUCGAUUACACUGUCUGGAGUGUUCUUUCUAAACUGAAACAGUUAACGCUCCACUUUCCUCCUCAGAGAUGUGCCCAGACAUCCUGCAGGGGCUUCUUUUUAUGACUCCUGAAGAAGCUGCACCAAUGUAAAAGCAACAAUUGCUAGUGUCCUGAAAUGAAGAAUCCAUAAUAUGAAUAUAAUAAGGAAACUGUAUUUCUAAGAACUAUUACUGAUGGUGUCGUUAUGAAAGUUAAUUUAUAUUUGGUUUUAGGAUAAUCGGAUAUCAAGUUCUGCUCACAGAGAUUUAUGCUGAAAGCUUGUUGGUAUUAUUACACUUGAAACUGCUGCCAAUUAGGAGCGCUAGUGUGACUGUAUGAGUGAGCGCGUGUGUGAGUGUGAGUGUGUGUUUGUUUGUUUGUUAUCUAUUUGUUAUCUGGACUGAGACCAAAUAGAGGAUGAGUAACAGUCCUCUCUUUGUAUUUCUUAUAAAUAGUCAGGAAGCAGCCGUAGAGCGAUAUGGUCAUGAAACAAAGACACUUUUUAUGACCUUUUUAGAAUUUUUUUCCAUUUCAGUUGUUUUAAAUAAGAGGCUCUUCCAGUCAAGAGAAAAAUCUCUCUUUCUGGGGUCAGUUAUAUAUUUAUUCUGGCUCAUUUUUUGGGUCAGUAAAACUUGACUGUAAGAAGUUUUGAACAAAAUGUUGAUGGUGUUUUGAAGUACAUACAUGUGUAGCCUCCUUAAGACAAGAGUACACCUUCCAUAAUGCUUGAAGUAAAAACCCAUCAGAGUGAAUUUGUUUUAUUCACAUUACCCGACCACUCUUUCCUUAAACCGUUGGGUUGCAGCAUCUUAAAACUGUGUCUGUGUUUCAUGGCCCCAAAAGAACUGUCACUUUUGUCACUUCUUUUGAGUUGAUGGUUAAAUCUCUUCAUAACUCAGCAACACUAACUCACUCAAUGCCUGCUUACAGGAGCGACAAUAUCGGAGCGAGGGUGAAUGGUGGUUUUUGUGUUUGCACAGUGGGGGACCCGUUUUGUACUGACUGCACCUAGUUUUGCUUUAUAACUCUGAAUUUAGUCUGGUGGGUACGGAAGCGUAUUGCAUUCACUUACAAAAAAAAAGGAAACUUUUUUUUUGAGUUUAAAAAAAAAAAAAAUCUGUUUUUCAGAAUGUUUUAUUUUGUAUUGUUUUUCUGACUAUUUUUUAUACUAAUAUUUUCUCCCCCUCUUUCUGUUUUUCAGGCAGGUUUUUUUCUUUCUGUUUUUUUUGUACUAAUAUUUUUUGCCCCUCUUUCUGUCAGUCAGACUGUUUUUUUUCUUCUGUGUCUUUCUGACAUUUUUUUUUCUUCUGUUUUUCAGACUAUUUUUUUCUGGUUUUUUGUACUAAUAUCCCCCCCUCCAUAAAUCAGUGAUCAUGAAAACAAAAAAAGUCUGAAAAACAGAAAAAUUAGUCUAAAAAACAGAAAUCUGGAAAAAUUUGAAAAGUAAAGAACAGAAAAAAAUGAAAUUACUCUGAAAAACAAAAAAGAAAAAAAAAUACUCUGAAAAACAGAACCCCUUUUUCUUUUUUCGGUGAAUGCUAUAUGCUUUCGUAGGUGGGGGCUCUGCUCACUCUCUCAGACAGAAAAAACACUCAAGCCUUCAGAACUCUUUUUUUUUUUCACUGCUUCGUUUCAAUCUCUGUUUGUAUACACGUUAUAUAAUUAACCUGAUUGAUUUGAGAAUAGCAUUUCAAGUCCAAGUGCGGUCCAGCUCAUUCCAGUGUUCACUUAUUUCAUGUUAAGAAAAAUAGAGGAUUUCCUGGUUGGUAUUUUUACUCACCUGAAUAGUCGAGUAUUACAGGAUAAAACACAGCGAUUAGUUUGUCAGCGCACUUCUGUCUUAGAUAGAAUUCUGUCACUUUUGUCACUUCUUUUGAGUUGAUGGUUAAAUCUCUUCAUAACUCAGCAACACUAACUCACUCAAUGCCUGCUUUCAGGAAAUAUCAGAGCGAGGAUGAAUGGUGGUUUUUGUGUUUGCACAGUGGGGGACCCGUUUUGUACUGACUGCACCUAGUUUUGCUUUAUAACUCUGAAUUUAUCUGAUACGGGAUGUGAAAACUAUCAAAUGAAGGUUUUUGGUUACAUGACCUCUGAGGUGCCUGAGAAUCCAAAUCUUCAGCAGUAUUGUCACAAACCAUGUAUCUGCAUCUGGUGGUUUUCAUUUAUUUUCAUUGCACUAAAAGAUUUAUCUGCCUUUUAUGUUUAUUUUGUUAUAAUAAAUCUGUCUUACUAAUGUAAAGUUGUACAAGAAAAUGCUAAUAAACUAGAGUCAAAUGUUUGUACAUUA